AUGCCGUCCAUCUUCGAGACACGCCUGAAAGGAUAUCUGAAUAGAAAGGAGGAACGCGAUAUUAUGAUGAAUAACGAGGCAGAAGACCUCAGCUGGAAAGUAGUCCAACGCCUUGAUGAUCUGGAAAAUAUCAGAAGCUGGCUGGAGAAAGGAAAUGACGACGACGAUCAAAUUUCCAACGUUAAAGCCUUAAUUCAGGCCUAUACAGUUGGGGAUUUAGACUGGAAUACAGGCCUUGUGACCUACUGGUCAAAGGGAAAGCAACUUUGUCAGCCACGGCCGUUCAAAUGGGAAGAAUUUCUGGCCAUCAGUGCGAAGCACAAGGGACAUAUUGGAUUUUGGGUUGAAGGGGGUCCUAAAGUUGGACAGAUCCUUUUCAAGGAGAUCAAGCCCAGUACUGGAACGUCUAAUGGAUCAAAAGGUGACCAGAAAAGCCUACUUACUCCUUCAUCACCUGUUGCAGGAAAGAACGCAAGUCAUCUCAUUCCGCGCUGA
This is a messenger RNA of Penicillium canescens, 495 nucleotides long. RefSeq lists its product as uncharacterized. The record is from RefSeq and is a predicted model, not a curated record. The transcript is spliced from 3 exons. Lineage: Eukaryota; Fungi; Ascomycota; Eurotiomycetes; Eurotiales; Aspergillaceae. The coding region runs from base 1 to 495 and encodes 164 amino acids.